UUCAUCAUAUUCAUAAUAAUUCAUAAUUGUAAAUCUGUCACUUUCCAAAUUGUCUGUGGUUUAAUUUGUUUCACGCAUUCUAGUUACUUUCAAAAUUGUUGGAUGCAACUAUUUUAGUUGUAUAAAUUAAUAAUUACGAAACUUGAAGGAUGCAUACAGGAAAUCACAUUUCUGACCCUAGAAGACCUGAUCGUGAGCACAGGUAUAAACAGCCUGUUUCGAACGCUCAAAAUCCCACAAGUGAUGAUUUGACUCCGGACUACAUGAAUAUCCUUGGAAUGAUUUUCAGUAUGUGUGGACUCAUGAUGAGGCUGAAAUGGUGUGCUUGGGUUGCUCUUUACUGUUCGUGCAUCAGCUUUGCAAACUCACGAGUCAACGAUGAUACCAAACAGAUUCUCAGUAGUUUCAUGUUGUCUAUAUCAGCUGUGGUUAUGUCUUACCUUCAAAACCCGCAGCCUAUGAGUCCUCCAUGGGCUACGGUUCUACAAUGAAAACCAAAGCUGUCUUCCGGGAAAUUGCUCAGAAUGAUAUCUCCGUUACAGUACCUCAACCACUUAGAUAGUGCAUUUUUGCCACACCAGUUAGUGAGCAGCUGAUUAUUCCAGAAUCAGCUGCUUAGUGAGCUUUGCCGACCAGAAUGUCAUUUACAGAAGGGAAACAUUAAAGUCAGCUGAAGUCCGGUAAAUUCACUAAACACUUUGCACGGAAAUGACAAAAAGGGAUUAUGAGUUCCUUCAGUUGGCUAUCAAUACAGCUACAUAAUAAAUAAUAAUACAUAAUAAAUAAUAAUACAUAAUAAAUAAACAUAAUAAUAAAUAAACAUAAUAAUAAAUAAUAAUACAUAAUAAAUAAACAUAAUAAUAAAUUAUACAUAAUAUACCUGUUGUAUAUAUACAGGUUUGUAAGGGCACAUUGCUCAUUCACAAUAAAUAUUGCAAAGGUUUAAAAACGUUACCUUUAAUAAACAUUGAAAAUUCUGAUAUUAUGUUGUGUUUUGUAUAUACAGUGUUGUUUGUGUAUGUAUGGUUUGUGUUUUUUGACCCAUUUUCAUCUGGUAGUCUGAUGAAAAGUGUCGUACGACACUCACUCGGGAAGGUGUUAUGGUAUAUGAAUUAAGAAACUAUUAUGCUCGUAUUGUAAACCUUACCUCUUCAUGUACUAUACUGUUACAGUAAGAAUAUCUUACUAUACAAUAUUUGAUUAAUAUAAACGAAUGUCUAUUUUAAUCUUUAUUAUUUAUUUUUAAUUUAUAUUUUUAUUUGGAAUUAUUGUAUUACGAUCAUUUUAAAUGUCACAUAUAUUACUCUAUGAUAUCGCUCCAUUUUUAAUUUAUUUUUCAUUCACAUUUGUGUAUGUGUCCCUGGGUUAUAGUAAUAAUAUUAAAAAUUGUAAGGUGUAAUUUAGUUUUUGUU
Molecule: messenger RNA, 1412 nt
Organism: Macrosteles quadrilineatus (aster leafhopper)
Lineage: Eukaryota; Metazoa; Arthropoda; Insecta; Hemiptera; Cicadellidae
Product: PAT complex subunit Asterix
Exons: 6
Coding region: 150-491 (113 amino acids)
Biological process (GO): protein insertion into ER membrane
Cellular component (GO): endoplasmic reticulum membrane
Molecular function (GO): protein folding chaperone
Source: RefSeq, a predicted model, not a curated record